This is a messenger RNA of Oncorhynchus masou masou (cherry salmon), 10181 nucleotides long. RefSeq lists its product as uncharacterized. Gene Ontology annotation, molecular function: protein binding. The transcript is spliced from 21 exons. Lineage: Eukaryota; Metazoa; Chordata; Actinopteri; Salmoniformes; Salmonidae. The record is from RefSeq and is a predicted model, not a curated record. Gene Ontology annotation, biological process: intracellular signal transduction. Bases 216 to 6983 code for a protein of 2255 amino acids.
AGACGACACAGAGAAAGUGAUGGAGAGAGACAGAAGAAUAGAUUUCCAGACAGUUGUAGAAUGUAUUCCAAGGCACAUUGUAAGAGCUGUAAAGAGAGAGGGAGAGAGAACAGGCAGAACCUGAUAUGUAAAUGAGCAGAGCAAAUGAAAGUAACUUUUGACGACCUGAUGAUCAUUCAGACUCUGUUUCUAUUGAGAGAUAAAAGUGCUCUAAAAUGAGUCUCUCUAGGGAGAGAGAGGAUGGGAGCCCUGACUCUAAAAUGAGUCACUCUGGGGAACAUGUCAUCAAAACUAAGAGCCAAAUCAAGCAGGAGAGAACCGCCUCCCCUGUUCCCAGCUGUGUGUCCAUGAAGAGUGACCGGUCUAUUAGUCAACCUCUAAACUUUAGAGAGGGAGACUUUUCUACUGAACAAAGAAACCGACAGGAGAGAUCAGAGUCAGAGAUUCUCAGUGGUCAGUCUUCCCAGAGUCAUCAAACAGACCUGGCCUCCAUAUUCAGUUUGCUUGAAGAGAAAAUUAUGACAUUUGUGAAGAACGAGCUGAAGAUAUUCAAGAGGAUUCUUAGUCCAGAACUCCCAGAAGGCUUUGAGAGUCAAAAGCAGAAUAAGGAAGUGGUGGAUGCUGAAGAUGAGAAGCAGGAGAGCAGUGCCAGAGAGGGGGCUCUGAAGAUCACACUGCACAUCCUGAGGAAAAUGAACCAGAAGGAGCUUGCUGACACACUGGAGAAAUAUUCAGAUGAGCUUGCUGUGAUUUGCCAACGUGAACUCAAAUCUAAUCUCAAGAAGAAGUUUCAAUGUGUAUUUGAGGGGAUCGCUAAACAAGGAAACCCAACACUUCUCAAUAAGAUCUACACAGAGCUCUACAUCACAGAGGGUGGAACAGGAGAGGUCAAUAAUGAACAUGAGCUGAGACAGAUUGAGACAACAACCAGGAAACAAGCAAGACCAGAGACUGCAAUCAAAUGUAAUGACAUCUUCAAGCCCUUAACUGGACAAGACAAACCUAUCAGAACUGUGCUGACAAAGGGAGUCGCUGGCAUUGGAAAAACAGUCUCUGUGCAGAAGUUCAUUCUGGACUGGGCUGAAGGAAAAGCAAAUCAGGAUGUCCAAUUUGUAUUUUCAUUCCCUUUUCGGGAGCUGAAUUUGAUGAAAGAGGACAAACACACUUUCAUUGAACUUCUCAAACACUUCUCAAUGGAAACCAAACAAUCAAGAAUCUCUAACUACAACAACUACAAAGUUCUGUUCAUCUUUGAUGGUCUGGAUGAGUGCCGACUGCCCCUAGACUUCCAGAAGAACAAGAUCUGUUGUAAUGUCACAGAGUCAACCUCAGUGGAUGUUCUGCUGACAAAUCUCAUCAAGGGAAAUCUGCUUCCCUCUGCUCUCCUCUGGAUAACUACCCGACCUGCAGCAGCCAAUAAGAUCCCUUCAGGGUGUGUUGACCAGGUGACAGAGAUACGAGGGUUCAAUGACCCACAGAAGGAGGAGUACUUCAGGAAGAGAUUCAGUGAUGAGGACCUGGCCAACAGAAUCAUCUCACACAUAAAGACAUCAAGGAGCCUCCACAUCAUGUGCCACAUUCCAGUCUUCUGUUGGAUUUCUGCAACAGUCCUUGAACACAUGCUGAAACAUAAGAGAGAAGUGAUGCCCAAGACUCUGACUGAGAUGUACACACACCUUGUGGAGUUUCAUACCAAACAGAAGAAUGAAAAGUAUCUUGGGAAAGAAGAGACAGGUCCACACUGGAAUAAAGAGAGCAUUCUGUCACUGGGAAAACUGGCUUUUCAACAGCUUGUGAAGGGCAAUCUGAUUUUCUAUGAAGAAGACCUGAAGGAGGCUGGUAUUGAUGUCAAUGAAGCCUCAGUGUACUCAGGAUUGUGCACACAGCUCUUUAAAGAGGAAUGUGGGCUGUACCAGGACAAGGUGUACUGCUUUGUUCAUCUGAGCAUUCAGGAGUUUCUGGCUGCUGUAUAUGUGUUCCUCUCAUUCAUCAACAACAAUGAGAAUCUAAUAGACGAACCUCAAUCAAUAUUCAGAUUAUUUUCGUCGCUCUUCAGAGACAAGCCUGAAGUUACUGUCUACAAGAGUGCUGUGGAUAAAGCCUUACAAAGUGAGACGGGAAACCUGGACCUUUUCCUCCGCUUCCUUCUGGGCCUCUCACUGGAGUCCAAUCAGAAGCACUUACAAGGUCUACUGACAAAGACAGGAAGCAGCUCACAGAGCCAUGAAGAAACAGUCAAGUACAUCAAGGAGAAGAUCAGGGAGAAUCUCUCUCCAGAGAGGAGCAUCAAUCUGUUCCACUGUCUGAAUGAACUGAAUGACCAUUCUCUAGUGGAGGAGAUCCAAAGAUACCUGAGAUCAGGAAGUCUCUCAAAACCCAACCUGUCACCUGCACAGUGGUCAGCUCUGGUCUUUGUGUUGCUGACUUCAGAAAAGGAGCUGGAUGUGUUUGACCUGAAGAAAUACUCCAGAUCAGAGGAAGGUCUUCUGAGGCUGCUGCCAGUGGUCAAAGCCUCCAGAGCUGUUCUGCUGUCAGGCUGUGGAGUCACAGAGGAAGGCUGUGCUUCUCUGGUCUCAGCUCUGGAGUCAAACCCCUCACACCUGAGAGAGCUGGACCUGAGUAUCAACGACCUGAAGGAUUCAGGAGUGAAGCUGCUCUCUGCUGGACUGGGGAAUCCCCACUGUAAACUGGAGACUCUGAGGCUGUCAGGCUGUCUAGUUACAGAGGAAGACUGUGCUUCUCUGGUCUCAGCUCUGAGGUCAAACCCCUCACACCUGAGAGAGCUGGAUCUGAAUAACAAUGACCUGAAGGAUUCAGGAGUGAAGCUGCUCUCUGCUGGACUGGGGAAUCCCCACUGUAAACUGGAGACUCUGAGGCUGUCAGGCUGUCUAGUCACAGAGGAAGGCUGUGCUUCUCUGGUCUCAGCUCUGAGGUCAAACCCCUCACACCUGAGAGAGCUGGACCUGAGCUACAAUCACCCAGGAGACUCAGGAGUCAGACUGCUCUCUGCUGGACUGGAGGAUCCACACUGCAGACUGGAGAAACUCAAUGUGGAACAUGGUGGAGAGAACAGAAUGAAACCUGGACUUAGAAAAUAUGUCUGUGAUCUCACACUGGACCCAAACACAGUAAACAGACUCCUCUCUCUGUCUGAGGAGAACAGAAAGGUGACAUGGAGGAGAGAGGAGCAGCCGUAUCCUGAUCACCCAGAGAGAUUUGAGGACUGUGACCAGGUGCUGUGUAGAGAGGGUCUGACUGGGCGCUGUUACUGGGAGGUGGAGUGGAGUGGGGGGGCUGUUAUAGGAGUGACAUAUAAAGGAAUCAGCAGGAGAGGAGGGGUUAAUGACUGUUGUCUUGGAUACAAUGACAAGUCCUGGAGUCUGAACUGCUCUGACAACAGUUACAUUGCCUGGCACAAUAAUAAUCCCACUACCAUAGACGUCCCCUCCUCCAGCUCCCACAGAGUAGGAGUGUAUCUGGACUGGCCAGCCGGCACUCUGUCCUUCUAUAGAGCCUCCUCUGACACACUGACCCACCUGAUUACAUUCACCUCCACAUUCACUGAGCCCCUCUAUCCAGGGAUUUGGGUUGAUUACAACUCCUCAGUGUCCCUGUAUGAGCCAAUCAGGACAGAUGACAACAGCAGGCCAUUGAAGCACUUAGAACAGCAGCAGCCAGUAGGAAAUGGUAGUGAAGAGGAUGAUGUAGGAGACCCAGACACAGACCAGGGGCUGUGGAGACCAAUCCAGCAGGAGAGACCAGCCUCCCCUGUUCCCAGCUGUGUGUCCAUGAAGAGUGACCAGUCUAUGGAUCCUCCUCUAAACUUUAGAGAGGGAGACUUUUCUACUGAACAAAGACCAAUCCAGCAGGAGAGACCAGCCUCCCCUGUUCCCAGCUGUGUGUCCAUGAAGAGUGACUGGUCUAUGGAACUUCCUAUACUGUUUAGAGAGGGAGACUUUUCUACUGAACAAAGAAACCAACAGGAGAGAUCAGAGUCAGAGAUUCUCAGUGGUCAGUCUUCCCAGAGUCAUCAAACAGACCUGGCCUCCAUAUUCAGUAUGCUUGAAGAGAAAAUGAUGACAUUUAUGAAGAACGAGCUGAAGAUGUUCAAGAGGAUUCUUAGUCCAGAACUCCCAGAAGGCUUUGAGAGUCAGAAGCAGGAUAAGGAAGUGGUGGACGCUGAAGAUGAGAAGCAGGAGAGCAGUGCCAGAGAGGGGGCUCUGAAGAUCACACUGCACAUCCUGAGGAAAAUGAACCAGAAGGAGCUUGCUGACACACUGGAGAAAUAUUCAGAUGAGCUUGCUGUGAUUUGCCAACGUGAACUCAAAUCUAAUCUAAAGAAGAAGUUUCAAUGUGUAUUUGAGGGGAUCGCUAAACAAGGAAACCCAACACUUCUCAAUAAGAUCUACACAGAGCUCUACAUCACAGAGGGUGGAACAGGAGAGGUCAAUAAUGAACAUGAGCUGAGACAGAUUGAGACAACAACCAGGAAACAAGCAAGACCAGAGACUGCAAUCAAAUGUAACAACAUCUUCAAACCCUUAACUGGACAAGACAAACCUAUCAGAACUGUGCUGACAAAGGGAGUCGCUGGCAUUGGAAAAACAGUCUCUGUGCAGAAGUUCAUUCUGGACUGGGCUGAAGGAAAAGCAAAUCAGGAUGUCCAAUUUGUAUUUUCAUUCCCUUUCCGGGAGCUGAAUUUGAUGAAAGAGGACAAACACACUUUCAUUGAACUUCUUAAUCACUUCUCAAUGGAAACCAAACAAUCAGGAAUCUCCAACUACAACAAGUACAAAGUUCUGUUCAUCUUUGAUGGUCUGGAUGAGUGCCGACUGCCCCUAGACUUCCAGAAGAACAAGAUCUGUUGGGACGUCACAGAGUCAACCUCAGUGGAUGUUCUGCUGACAAAUCUCAUCAAGGGAAAUCUGCUUCCCUCUGCUCUCCUCUGGAUAACUACCCGACCUGCAGCAGCCAAUAAGAUCCCUUCAUGGUGUGUUGACCAGGUGACAGAGGUACGAGGGUUCAAUGACCCACAGAAGGAGGAGUACUUCAGGAAGAGAUUCAGUGAUGAGGACCUGGCCAGCAGAAUCAUCUCACACAUAAAGACAUCAAGGAGCCUCCACAUCAUGUGCCACAUUCCAGUCUUCUGUUGGAUUUCUGCAACAGUCCUUGAACACAUGUUGAAACAUAAGAGAGAAGAGAUGCCCAAGACUCUGACUGAGAUGUACACACACCUUGUGGUGUUUCAUACCAAACAGAAGAAUGAAAAGUAUCUUGGGAAAGAAGAGACAGGUCCACACUGGAAUAAAGAGAGCAUUCUGUCACUGGGAAAACUGGCUUUUCAACAGCUUGUGAAGGGCAAUCUGAUUUUCUAUGAAGAAGACCUGAAAGAGUCUGGCAUUGAUGUCAAUGAAGCCUCAGUGUACUCAGGAUUGUGCACACAGCUCUUUAAAGAGGAAUGUGGGCUGUACCAGGACAAGGUGUACUGCUUUGUUCAUCUGAGCAUUCAGGAGUUUCUGGCUGCUGUAUAUGUGUUCCUCUCAUUCAUCAACAACAAUGAGAAUCUAAUGGACAAACUGCAAACAAAAGACGAGCCUGAAGUUACUGUCUACAAGAGUGCUGUGGAUAAAGCCUUACAAAGUGAGACGGGAAACCUGGACCUUUUCCUCCGCUUCCUGCUGGGCCUCUCACUGGAGUCCAAUCAGAAGUACUUACGAGGUCUACUGACAAAGACAAGAAGCAGGUCAAAGAGCCAUGAAGAAACAGUCAAGUACAUCAAGGAGAAGAUCAGGGAGAAUCCCUCUCCAGAGAGGAGCAUCAAUCUGUUCCACUGUCUGAAUGAACUGAAUGACCAUUCUCUAGUGGAGGAGAUCCAAAGCUACCUGAGAACAGGAAGUCUCUCUAGAGACAACCUGUCACCUGCACAGUGGUCAGCUCUGGUCUUUGUGUUGCUGACUUCAGAAAAGGAGCUGGAUGUGUUUGACCUGAAGAAAUACUCCAGAUCAGAGGAAGGUCUUCUGAGGCUGCUGCCAGUGGUCAAAGCCUCCAGAGCUGCUCUGCUGUCAGGCUGUGGAGUCACAGAGGAAGGCUGUGCUUCUCUGGUCUCAGCUCUGGAGUCAAACCCCUCACACCUGAGAGAGCUGGACCUGAGUAACAAUGACCUGAAGGAUUCAGGAGUGAAGCUGCUCUCUGCUGGACUGGGGAAUCCCCACUGUAAACUGGAGACUCUGAGGCUGUCAGGCUGUCGAGUCACAGAGGAAGGCUGUGCUUCUCUGGUCUCAGCUCUGAGGUCAAACCCCUCACACCUGAGAGAGAUGGACCUGAGCUACAAUCACCCAGGAGACUCAGGAGUCAGACUGCUCUCUGCUGGACUGGAGGAUCCACACUGCAGACUGGAGAAACUCAAUGUGGAACAUGGUGGAGAGAACAGAAUGAAACCUGGACUUAGAAAAUAUGUCUGUGAUCUCACACUGGACCCAAACACAGUAAACAGACGCCUCUCUCUGUCUGAGGAGAACAGAAAGGUGACAUGGAGGAGAGAGGAGCAGCUGUAUCCUGAUCACCCAGAGAGAUUUGAGGACUGUAGACAGGUGCUGUGUAGAGAGGGUCUGACUGGGCGCUGUUACUGGGAGGUAGAGUGGAGUGGGAGAAGGGCUGAUAUAGGAGUGACAAAUAAAGGAAUCAACAGGAGAGGGAGGGGUAUUGACUGUUGUCUUGGAUGCAAUGACAAGUCCUGGAGUCUGUUCUGCUCUGACAACAGAUACUCUGCCAGGCACAAUAGUCAUCUCACUCUCAUAGUCGUCCCCUCCUCCAGCUCCCACAGAGUAGGAGUGUAUCUGGACUGGCCAGCCGGCACUCUGUCCUUCUAUAGAGCCUCCUCUGACACACUGACCCACCUGAUCACAUUCACCUCCACUUUCACUGAGCCCCUCUAUCCAGGGUUUGGGGUUUAUAAUGUUGACUCCUCAGUGUCCCUGAAAUAAUAACCUGACACACACAUACACACACUGGACUCACGAACACACACACACAUACUGGACAAAAACACACACACACACACUGGACUCACACACACACACACACACACUGGACUCACACACACCCACACACACUGGACUCACACACACACACACUGGACUCACACACACACACACACACUCACUCACACACACUGAACACACACUGGACUCACACACACACACACACACACACACACACACACUGGACCGACACACACACCCUGAACACACACACAUAAACACACACUGGAAACACACACACACUGGACAAACACACACACUGGGCAAAGACACACACACACACACACUGGGCAAAGACACACACACACACACACACACACACUGGACAAACACACACACACAAUUGGACACACACACACACACACUGAACACACACUGGACUCACACAUACACACACACACUGGACUCACACACACACACUUCACUCACACACACACACUGGACUCACACACACACACACACACACACACACACACACUGGACUCACUCACACACACACACACACACACACACACACUGGACCGACACACACACCCUGAACACACACACACACACUGGACACACUCACAUAAACACACACUGGAAACACACACACACUGGACGCACACUCACAUUUCACACACACACACUGGACAAACACACACACACUGGACAGACACACACACUGGACACACACACACUGGACACACACACACUGAACACACACACACUGAACACACACACAAUGGGCAAAGACACACACACACACACACUGGACAAACACACAAACACACACACUAGACACAAACAAACACACACACGCUAGACACACACACACACACUGGACAGACACACACACACACACUGGACAGACACACACACACACACUGGACAGACACACACACACACACACUGGACAGACACACACACACACAAUUGGACACACACACACACUGGACAAAAACACACACACACACACUGGACACAAACACACACACUGAACACACACACACUGGGCAAAGACACACACACACACACUGGACAAGCACACAAACACAGACACACACACACUGAACACACACACACGCUAGACACAUACACACACACACUGCACACAAACACACACACACACUGAACACACACACACACACACUGGACACAAACACACACACACUGAACACACACACACUGGGCAACGACACACACACACACAAUUGGACACACACACACACUGGACUCACACACACACUGAACACACACACACACACACACACACACGAACACACACACACACUGAACACACACACACACACAAACACGCUGAACACACACACACACACUUGACACACACACUAGACACACACACACACUGAACACACACACACACACACUGAACACACACACACACACACACACACACACACACACACACACACACACACACACACACACUGAACACACACACACACACACUGAACACACACACAUGCUGGACAAACACACACACUGGACUCACAAACACACACACACAUACUGGACAAACACACACACUGGACAAAAACACACACACACACACACACUGGACAAACACACACACUGGACACAAACAAACACACACACGCUAGACACACACACACACACACACUGGACAAACACACACACACACACACGCUAGACACACACACACACACACUGGACAGACACACACACACACACACUGGACAGACACACACACACACACUGGACAGACACGCACACACACACUGGAUAGAGACACACACACUGGACAAACACAUACACACUGAACACACACACACUGGGCAAAGACACACACACACACACACAAUUGGACACACACACACACUGGACAAACACACAAACACAGACCCACACACACUGAACACAGACACACACACACUGGACAAAAACACACACACACUGGACAAACACACACACACACACACACACACUGGACACAAACACACACACUGAACAUACACACACUGGGCAAAGACACACAUGCUAGACACACACACACACACACUGGACAAGCACACAAACACAGACACACACACACUGAACACACACACACGCUACACACACACACACACACACACUGGACACAAACACACACACACACUGAACACACACACACACACACUGGACACAAACACACACACACUGAACACACACACACACACACACACUGGGCAACGACACACACACACACAAUUGGACACACACACACACACUGAACACACACACACUAGACACACACACACACUAGACACACACACACACACUGAACACACACACACACUAGACACUGGACACACACACACACACACACACUGAACACACACACACACACACACACACUGAACACACACACACACACUAGACACACACACACACACACACACACACACUGAACACACACACACACACACUAGACACACACACACACACACUGAACACACACACACACACUGAACACACACACACACACACACACACACACACACACACUGAACACACACACACACACACAUUGACACACACACACACUGAACACACACACACACACACACACACACAACACACACACACACACACACUGGACAAACACACACACUGGACUCACAAACACACACACACAUACUGGACAAAAACACACACACACAUACUGGACAAAAACACACACACACACACACACACACACUGAACACACAGACACACACACACACACACACACACUGAACACACACACACACACUAGACACACACACACACACACUGAACAAACACACACACACUAGACACACACACACACACACACUGAACACACACACACACACUGAACACACACACACACACACACACACUGAACACACACACACACACUUGACACACACACACACACACUGGACAAACACACACACUGGACUCACAAACACAAACACACACACUGGACAAACACACACACUCUUCUUCCUAAAAUUGUGACCUUGACCCAGGACCUCUUACAAUAACAUGUAUUUUAUGUUGAAUAACAAAUUGUACAAUUAUAUACAAUUAUAUAUGGACAUACGCUCCAUAGUUGUACAAGUAUACAAGGAUAUAUUGUACUUUUCAUAAUAAAACAUACUUGAAACAAGAAAA